Molecule: messenger RNA, 1623 nt
Organism: Tribolium madens (black flour beetle)
Lineage: Eukaryota; Metazoa; Arthropoda; Insecta; Coleoptera; Tenebrionidae
Product: UDP-glycosyltransferase UGT4-like
Exons: 2
Coding region: 96-1607 (503 amino acids)
Molecular function (GO): UDP-glycosyltransferase activity
Source: RefSeq, a predicted model, not a curated record
UUUAAUCCUCAAACACACGAAACAAAACCUUGAGGCAUAAUAAACAGUUGAGAUAAAUUCACGUAAUUUCUUCAGUGUCACCUAAUUUCGCAAAAAUGAAUUCACUACUUCUUUCUUUCCUUUUGGGUUCAGUUUCUUGCGGCCGAAUCCUGGUCAUAAUCCCCACCCCUUUCUACAGCCACCAGAGUGUCUUCCAGCCCAUAUGGGUGGAGCUCGCGAACCGUGGCCACCACGUGACUGCCAUCACCCCAAAUCCCGUCAAAAACACAUCUCUCACCAACCUCAAAGAAAUCGAUCUGGGUUUCACCUACAAGUUGGUCUACGAAGACCACAAAAUGCAACACGUCAUCAACACUGAAACCAAUCUACUCACAUUAAUGAAACACGUGUUUGUCGUCAUGAACAACAUCACCAUGGAGCAACUUCAGCAUCCACAAGUGCAAGAAUUAAUCAAAAGUGAAGAGGAAUUUGACUUGAUGAUUGUCGAAGUCCACAUUCCAGGCUGGUUCGGAUUGGCUAAAAAAUUUAAGUGUCCGGUGAUUGGUGUAACGUCAAUGGAAGCCACCAAUCAUGUGAAACGCAUGGUGGGUAAUAUGAAUCACCCUGUAUACACUCAUCAUGUCAAUUUACCGUUUGGGGAAGAGUUGAGUUUUUGGCAGCGGGUUGUUUGUGUUGUUUUUGAGUUGUUAGACGAAUUUCAAACCAGUUACUUGUUGUUUCCCAUCCAAGAGAGAAUAAUAAGAAACGCUUUGGAUGAUCCAGAAAUUAACCUCUUCGAAAUCAUCAAAAAUCUCACUUUAGUGUUCACCAGUAUCAUUCCCGGUUUUAAUAAAGUGACAACAAAUCUGCCUUCGAUAAUACAACUAAACGGGUUGCAAAUUAAACCACUACAAGUGUUGCCACAAGAGUUACAACAGUUCUUAGAUGAGGCAACUCAAGGUGCUAUUUAUUUCAGUUUAGGCUCAAAUGUUAAGAGUUUUUUGAUUUCUGAAGACAAAAAGAAACUCCUUUUGGAAGUUUUCAGUGAGUUGCCCUACAAAGUCGUUUGGAAAUUUGAGGAUACGGUUAGAAAUUUGCCCCAAAACGUGAAAGUGCUGACUUGGGCCCCUCAACAAGAUAUUUUAAGGCACAAAAACGUGAAACUUUUCAUCACCCAAGGUGGGAUUCAAUCAAUUGAGGAAGCGAUUCGGUUCAAGGUGCCCUUACUAGGGUUUCCAUUUUUCGGGGAUCAGUUCUAUAAUGUCAUGAGGGUUAAAUUUCUGAAGCUUGGAACGUGGCUCGAUUUGAAAACUUUGAACAAGAAGUUGCUUAAAACGUCGAUUUUGGACUGUAUCAACAAUCAAACAUAUUUAGGAAAUCUUGAAGAAAUUUCUGAUUUGCUGGAUGAUCCUCAAACAUCACUGAGCAAGGCUGUGUGGUGGGCAGAAUUUGUCUUAAGACAUCGAGGGGCGCAACAUUUACGAAGUCCUUUAGCCGACAUACCUUUUUAUCAGUAUUACCUUUUUGACGUUAUUUUUUUUCUCUUAUUUAUCGGUUUUGUAACCAUUUUUGGGGUUUCAAAACUGAUGCGGUUUAAAGUGAGUCAUAAGAAGCUCAAAGUACAAUAAAUGUUGAUUAAAUUAA